Messenger RNA from Saccostrea cuccullata (small rock oyster), 1276 nucleotides. Its product is annotated as tripartite motif-containing protein 2-like. Gene Ontology annotation, biological process: negative regulation of translation; proteasome-mediated ubiquitin-dependent protein catabolic process; protein polyubiquitination. The record is from RefSeq and is a predicted model, not a curated record. The coding region runs from base 43 to 1032 and encodes 329 amino acids. Lineage: Eukaryota; Metazoa; Mollusca; Bivalvia; Ostreida; Ostreidae. Gene Ontology annotation, molecular function: translation repressor activity; ubiquitin protein ligase activity. The transcript has 3 exons.
UUGUCACCAUAAGUGAUAAACUGUUAUUGAUAGGAAUCCACAAUGAGCCAUGAUCACCAAAUGGCUCAGCAUUUUGUACAAUGCCAACUCUGUACAAACAACGUUCAAUUUCUAUGUAAACCUUGUAAUAUAAAACUGUGUGAGAACUGUGUGGGUGGGCAUCUUCAAAAUAAAACCCCGGAAGCUCAUCAAUUUAUUCAUUAUCACAAGUUCCGGGGUCAAAAGUCAGUAAUGGACGAUCCGGAAGUUGUUGCGGUGAUCACGUGUCCCUAUAACAAUAUGUUAGAUAUUGCACGACAAGGAGACAGUUAUUUUUAUGUUUGUAGUUCUCUCAGUCGGCACAUUUCUAAACACGAUUUCAAGCAAAAUCUGGCAAUAGACAGCAAACUUGCAGCUUUUUGGCCCCAACGGCUGGCACACGUUGGAAAUACUAUUUUAUAUACAGAACGAAAUAAUAAUGUUGUGAACAGAGUUACUGACAAGGGUGAAACGCAGAUUCUCUUUAGUACUGGUGAUUGGAAUGCUCAUGGUAUUGCAUGUACUGCAUCUGGAAAUAUUCUUCUAGGUUUACACAAAAUAAAAGUCGGAAAGCUCGCAGUAUUUGAUAUGAAAGGAAACGUGGUCAAAGAAGUCGAAUCGAACAACGGCAACCCCUUAUAUACAAAUCCUUAUUACGUCACAGAAAAUACAAAUGGCGACUUGUGUGCAGCAGAUAUUGUACUUGCUUCCGUGAUCGUCGUAGACAGCACUGGCUUGUUCCGGUUCUCCUAUACCGGAAAUCCGUCAAUUGCUAAAGGAUUCGAUCCACAUGGUGUCGCUGCUGACAGCCAAUCAAAUCUCGUCGUUGCCGAUUGGGCAACGCGAAAGUUGCAUCUUAUUAACGAAACAGGAAAUUUCUUGCGUUAUUUGGAUUUCUUUGUAAAUGAGUAUAUGGCGGAGAUGCCCACUGGUGUUUGCAUUGAUCCAGAUGAUUUGCUUUUUGUCUGUGGACAUGAUAGUGUAAAGGUCAAGGUCAUGAAAUAUUUGCAAUAAAAGUGGGUGCGUUCGCAUUCAGUGGCGGAUCCAGAAAUGUACAUAGAUAUGCCAUCCUAGUUCUUACAGUGAUGGACAUCAUUAACAGUGUAUCUGACUUUUUUAAUUUGGCUUGCCACUCGAACUGUAGAUUAUGCAUUUAUUAAAGUAUUAUGACUUACAACCACACUUUUUAAAAUCAAGAUUGUUUAUUUAUUAUAGAAUUAUACUGAAAAUUUAAAAAAAGAAAGCAAGGGGGACUAAG